AUGGCUUCUUCUUCCGAAUCGCAUCACUUUCAACUCGGAGUGCAAGAGGAUAACGAACAACAACAGCAGCAAGCAGCUGCACCUUCUUCCGAGACUUAUCAAUCUCUCAAUGAUAGUAGUAUUCAUAUCGAUUCUAAAAUUUUGGAUAUGGAAAGCUAUAGCAGUUCUCCAAGUUCAACACCAUCGACACCUACUCUCAAUAUUACUCAAUCAAGAAAACAAAAGGCUUUAACUUUUUCUGCGAGCUAUGAUGAGUCACCUAUAAGUGUAUCCGAUUCAAGUUUUGUGGAUUUUGAUCAUCACGAACGAUCAGUGAAUGAUCGUUUACAUUUAGUUACUCCCAACUUGGAAAAUAAUGAAGAAAAUGAUUCUAAGCAAUCUAAAAAGAAAUUAAAACGAUUUGAAGGAUUUUUAAAGUAUUUGCAUAGGGAAUUGAAUGUCAGUUCAAGAGCAGCCACUCACUUAUUUUCGAAUGAUAAUAAUAGGCAAGACAGUCCAGAAUCUGUGAAGAGUGUAAUGGAAACAGAGUCCACAACAAGUCAUAAUGGAAAACCUUAUAAUUUUCCGAAUAGUUUUGUGAAAUUAACACAUGACCCAAAAGAUAACUGCUUUACUGACGAAGAACUGAGGAGUCAAAUGUAUAGAUUUGUAGAAAUUCCAAUUCGUGUGGAACGCUUUUUGUUUUUUGGAUUUUUCAUUUGCUUGGAUACAUUUCUCUUUUACCUGACAUUCUUUCCAGUGAGAGUUUUAUUGUCACUGCUUGGAAUAAUUUUGAGUUUAAUCAAGUACUUUGUACUUUUACCAUUUAAAUUAUGUUUAAAAGCGAUUGAUAAGGAAUCAAACUCAUCCUCAAGACCACGACCGGUCCUUCACGAGAGUGUUUUAUUUGAUAUUGUGAAAUUCUUAUGUCUACUCAUUAAUAUUAUUUUAAUCAUGAUCACGACAGAUUAUUCGCUAUUGUAUCACUAUAUUCGAGGAGAGUCAAUAUUGAAAUUAUACGUUAUUGGAAAUAUGCUUGAUGUUUUUGAUAAGCUAUGCUCUGCCUUUGGGCUAGACUCUCAAAUUGCAGUACUUUACUCUGCAAAACAGUUCAUCAAAUGUUUCAUCUCCAUUUCUUCUACUCAAUCAACCUUUGAGUCUGGGCCUAGUCAAGGAGCUCUCACAGAGCUAUUUCAUUUUGUUGUGACAUUUUCAGUACAUGUGGCGUAUUUAUAUGUACAUAGUAUUGUACAACUCAUUCGAAUUGUGACUCUAAAUGCGGCUCUCAAUAGUUCCAAUUACACGUUAUUAACCAUGAUCAUUUCGACAAAUUUUGUUGAACUUAAAGGAAGCGUGUUCAAGAGAUUUACCAAAGAAAAUUUAUUUCAACUUGCAUGUAGCGAUGUGGUAGAACGAUUUGAGCUCUUUUGGUUCACUCUACUCAUUAUCGUACAAAACACAUUGAGAACCAUUGUGGACUCAACAUCAGCGCCGUUGACUGGUGUGGAUUUGAAUGAUUUUAGUGAAAGUAGUAUUGCACAAAUGGAAGGAAAUAACUCUCUGUUUGCCUUUCUAGAUGACAAGAUGGAAGAGUUUGGUCAGAUUUUUGUGUUCAUGAUUUUUGCAGAAGUGCUUGUUGAUACCUUAAAGCACACCUUUGUCUCUAAAUUCAACAAUAUCAAUCCCUCCACAUUCAAACUCUAUACUCUCAAGUUAUGUGAUGAUUUGAUUUCACAUUCCACUGAUCCCAAAAAGGGAGAUGUUGCUGUUUCAUCCUUUUUCGAUAACACCAAUCGAAGUAAGGUAGCAAGAAGACUUGGUUUUCUCGAGGGACCACUAAUCACACAUACGCUCCGAAUGAUUUUAGAAGUCAUGUUGCCAUGGCUUUUCCAUUUCGUUGCUGUAUUUGGUUACAAUGCUGCUGAUGCAAGUUGGUCCUCGAGUAGUAGUACUAUAAGUGGUGGUGUUGGUGGAGAAACAUUAUCCUCCUCCUCAUUGGAGGCACCAUCAUCAAUUUCCUCAGAGAUUUCUGGCACUCCUGCUUCCAUGAUGAUCUUUCUUCAUCCCGUCAUUAUUGUUCUUCUUGGAUUUGCAUGUUUAUUCCUUCUCAAACUACUCAUCUCUAUUAUCAUUAUUGGUCAUGCUGCAAAAAGGGUCUGCUUGUGGAAGGAUGAUCCCAACAACCAUGAUCAUUCCCAAAAUCAAGGAAAUGGUAUUCCAAACUUUCCCGAUCGCUACAUGAUGUACGAUAAGAGAAUUCCUUAA
Naegleria fowleri is the source of this 2244-nucleotide messenger RNA. RefSeq lists its product as uncharacterized. Bases 1 to 2244 code for a protein of 747 amino acids. Gene Ontology annotation, cellular component: endoplasmic reticulum membrane. The transcript has a single exon. Gene Ontology annotation, biological process: maintenance of protein localization in endoplasmic reticulum. The record is from RefSeq and is a predicted model, not a curated record. NCBI's taxonomy places the organism in Eukaryota, Heterolobosea, Eutetramitea, Acrasida, Naegleriidae.